Mycotypha africana is the source of this 466-nucleotide messenger RNA. RefSeq lists its product as uncharacterized. The transcript has a single exon. Bases 176 to 400 code for a protein of 74 amino acids. Lineage: Eukaryota; Fungi; Mucoromycota; Mucoromycetes; Mucorales; Mycotyphaceae. The record is from RefSeq and is a predicted model, not a curated record.
CUAUGACAGACAUAUACAACCAACAACGACAGAAAUACAAAAAGUAUAUAUUUGGCCUUUCUUUUUCUUUUUUUUUUUCCCUUUGCAAAUUGCAACGUAUUACUCUACACAAGAAUUGUCUUGAUUUAUCACUAUAACAAAGCAUAAUACUCGUUGUUACCAUUUGUACAUAGAUAUGGCAUCCUUACAAUCGAAAACACCUGCUAGGCUCGAUCAACAUGGCAACAAGGUAGCCUCUUCGAUGACUAGAGAAGACCUUAUGCUGCUUGCUCAAAGUGAAUAUGCACGACAAUUAUGCAAUUUUACAAAAACGCAGCUGAUGCAAAAAGUGCCUUGUUACACUGACAAACACAAAUUAGGGAAAGAAAACUUCUCUUCUGUGAAGGCAGCACAACAAUAGAAAAAAAUACACUGUUAUAUGCUUACCAUGCCUAAGCAAGCAGAAAAAAAAAAAAAAAAAAAAAAA